Medioppia subpectinata is the source of this 904-nucleotide messenger RNA. The record is from the annotation of a GenBank genome assembly. Lineage: Eukaryota; Metazoa; Arthropoda; Arachnida; Sarcoptiformes; Oppiidae.
AAUACAUUAUACAAACACUCCCUGUAUAAUGAAGUACACAAUUAUAUUAACGCUCAGUUGUCUCGCCGUUUACGGCAACUGCAAGACCAUUGAGGUGACCAACGCUGAGCAACUGCACAGCGCACUGUCAUCGGCAGCGGCGGGCGAUACCAUUCAUAUGCACGACGGGAAGUACCAUGGUUCAUUUGAGCCCACCAAAUCGGGCUCAGCGUCGGCUCCCAUCACACUCACCGGCUCUAAACAGGCCGUCAUCUCCGGCACGAAAUACGGCUUUUGGCUUAAGGGCAGUCAUUGGGUGCUAAAGGGCUUCACUGUUACCGACUCUCCAAAGGGUAUAGUACUGGAGGGCGCCUCACAUAACCUCAUAGACAACGUUGAGGUGCAUAACGUUAAGCAGGAGGGCGUCCACUUCAGGUACAACAGCGCCGAUAAUACAAUCCAGAACUCGUACAUUCAUCACACCGGGAGGGGCACCGAAACAGAUAAGGGUUACGGCGAGGGUGUCUACCUCGGACAGGCGGUGAGCAAUUGGCAGGGCGGCAAACCAGACAAGAGUGACCGCAAUAAAGUGUUAAACAACCGGAUCGGACCGGAGGUGACCGCCGAGUCCAUCGAUAUUAAAGAGGGCUCGUGUUGUGGUGAAAUACGGGGCAACCAUUUUGAUGGCCAUGGUGAAUUAGGGCUACACUUUGCCGACUCUCACAUCGAUGUGAAGGGCGAUAAGUAUGUCAUUGAAGGCAAUACCGGCACUCAUCCCAAGAAAAAUGGUUUUGAGAUCCACCACCAGGCCAAGGCCGGUGUCGGCGGCUGUGAGAAUACCAUUAAAGGCAAUACUUGCGGUGAUAUCCCGUCGGGUGGCAAAUGUGUGGUCAACUUUUCAAAGGACUGCAAAAACUAUGUCGAU